This is a messenger RNA of Pneumocystis murina B123, 2469 nucleotides long. RefSeq lists its product as hypothetical. The coding region runs from base 1 to 2469 and encodes 822 amino acids. The transcript has 7 exons. The record is from RefSeq and is a predicted model, not a curated record. NCBI's taxonomy places the organism in Eukaryota, Fungi, Ascomycota, Pneumocystomycetes, Pneumocystales, Pneumocystaceae. Gene Ontology annotation, molecular function: protein kinase activity; protein binding; ATP binding. Gene Ontology annotation, biological process: signal transduction; protein phosphorylation.
AUGAAUUAUUUAAAUGAAGUAAAGUUAUGGAGUGAAGAAAAAGUAGGAGAAUGGCUUAAAUCGAAUAAUUUUGGAGACUAUGUUGAUAUUUUUAAAGAAAACAAUGUUAAUGGGGAUAUUCUUUUAGAAUGUAAUGCAGCAUUAUUGAAGGAAUUAGGCAUUAAGAAGCUAGGUGAUCGUAUUAAACUUUCAGUAUGUAUCAAGAAAUUGAGAGAAAAGUGUAUUGAAUCAGCAAGAAAAGCUAAAAUGAGUUUUUUAAUGAUAGAUAAUCGGAUAUCAGAGUUUCCGUUUACGUCUCAAAGUCCUACAGAUCCUUUAAUCCCAGUUAAAUCAGGAGAUUUAAUUUCUCCUACAUCAAAUUUUCAACUUGACAAUCCUUAUAAUGAUGCAUGUUGUUUUGAUUCGUUAAACAAUUCUCAUUCUUUUCUAUCAAAUGCGUCACAUUCUACGAAAAGUUUAAGCAAAGAUUCUUUUACUAGCACACAAAGAGUUUUUGAAAAAUCACCUAUAUUUUCUGAAAUAAAUAUUAUGCAAUCUAAUUCUAUCAAAAAGAAUUGUCUCAAAUUUAUUGGAGAAAAAGGACAAACUCGAAUUGUAAAUAUUAGUCGUUGUCAUACAGCAGAAGCUAUUUUGUCUAAAGCACUUAAAAAAUUCAAUAUAAUUGAAGAUCCUAGUGAAUGGAGAGUUUUUAUUACAAAUGAGGAUGGAUCAUUUGAAUGUAUUUCCAAUGAUACACUUUUAACCAUUUCUCGUCAAUUAUCAAGGCCAGAGAGAGAACGACUUAUUUUAAAAAGAAAAAGUGAUCCAUUAACAUUAGAAGAAUUUAGAAAAUCACAAACAAUUGCAAGAGAACAACAAGAUGCUAUAUAUCAUACUGCUGUAAUGGCAAAAACAUCAGGUAAUUUGAGAAAAUUGGAAACAUUUUUUGGAGAAAAACUUACACCGACAUUUACUUCAUCUUUUACUACCCCAUUACCUUCACCAUUACCAAAAGAUAACAAAUAUGGGAAUAUAAAGCAUAUAAGAAAUUUUUUUGGCCAACGUCCUCCUAGCGAACUUAUUAAUUCAAAUUUAGCAGAGUAUUUUCCUGGUCAUGAGAAAAAAGUUUUAGAACAAACUAUUAAAAAUUCUAUUAAAUCUACUCAUUUAAAUUCUUUUAGAGGACCAAAUUUUAGCACAUCUAGUUCUACUUUAGCAUAUGAUAUUUCAUCUAUUCCUACGGUUGGAGAAGCAUGGAUUCAAUUUGAAGGCCAAAGAUUAUCAGAGAUUGGCCGUACUUUUUCUUUAUCACGUUUUAUUUCUACUCGAUUUCCUACAUUACUUGAGUCAUCUAUUUUAAAGGAAAAUAGUUCUCAUCACACAUUAUCUUUAUCAAAAUCGAAUACAGAAGAUAACACACAGGAUAUCAAACCCAUUUUUUGCAAAAAAUCAGAAGAAAAGGCUUUUCCGAAUGAAACUUUCAAGUCAGAAUCUCCUAAUGUCCUAGGUGAGCCUUUAAUACUUUCCGAUAUUUAUAAUACAAGUUUGGAAACAGCUAGAGAUGUCUUGGAUGAUAAUAUUUUUGAAAAUAAUGAAAACAAGGACUUUAACUUUGAAAAAGAAGUAGAAAAUAAUAAUACCGGCCCUACAAGAUGGAUUAAGGGUGCUUUAAUAGGAAGUGGCUCUUUUGGAAGUGUAUUUUUAGGAAUGAACGCUUUAAGUGGAGAAUUAAUGGCUGUAAAACAAGUUGAAAUACCGUCUUUUGAUAUUCAGGGAUGUAAAAGAAAAAAAGCCAUGUUAGAUGCUUUACAAAGAGAGAUUUCACUACUUAAAGAAUUGCAUCAUGAAAAUAUAGUUCAAUAUCUUGGCUCAAGCAUGGACGAAACCCAUUUAACGUUCUUUCUUGAAUAUGUUCCUGGGGGAUCUGUCACUGCAUUGUUAAAUAAUUAUGGAGCUUUCGAAGAGCCUUUAAUUAGAAAUUUUGUACGACAAAUUCUUAAAGGAUUAAACUAUUUACAUAACAAAAAAAUCAUUCAUAGAGACAUUAAGGGCGCAAAUAUUUUGGUUGAUAACAAGGGAGGAAUUAAAAUAUCAGACUUUGGUAUAUCUAAAAAAGUUGAAGCUAACCUAUUAUCCAUGACAAGAAAUCAACGCCCAUCCUUACAAGGAUCUGUUUAUUGGAUGGCUCCUGAAGUUGUAAAACAAACUUUAUAUACCAGAAAAGCUGAUAUAUGGUCACUCGGCUGCUUAAUAGUAGAAAUGUUUACAGGAGAGCAUCCUUUUCCAAAAAUGAAUCAGUUACAAGCCAUAUUUAAGAUUGGACAGUACGUGUCCCCUGAAAUACCAGAACACUGUACAUCGGAAGCUAGACAUUUUUUAGAAAAAAUAUUUGAACCCGAUUAUCAUGCACGACCUACUGCUGCAGAUUUACUUAAAUAUAGUUUUUUAGGACCUAUGGUUUCUAGUCCUCUGACCGAUGCAAAAAAAUAA